AUGUCCUCCGCAGCGACGUUCAAACGAUUACUCGCUCUUCCUCCAGCCGUCAGACGAAGCUUCUACUCAACAGCAGUAAGCAGCAGCGAGCCGGAAAUCUACGAUGUCGUCUGUGUCGGAGGAGGACCAGUGGGAUUAUCUUUCGUCUCGGCCUUGCACUCUCAUCAUUCCACACGACAUCUGAGGAUAGCUCUUAUCGACUCGCAAGACCUCACCGCGCCUCAUUUGGAUUCUCCCGGAGGGACAUAUUCGAACCGAUGUUCCUCCCUCACUCCCGCUGCCGUACGGUUCAUGAAGAGUAUCGGAGUAUGGGAGAAGAUCGAUCAGCCACGGAUACAGCCGUAUCACGCUAUGGAUGUGUGGGAUGGAGUGAGCGGGAGUAAGAUUCAUUUCGAUCAGCAGCAGGGUGCUGGAUUGAUUGAUGCUCUCGCUGAAAUGGUCCCUGGGAACAGGUUUCAGGCGAGCAGGAGGAAGUAUGAGGCUGGGGAGAUGGUUGUGGCUACAAUGUGCGAGAAUAGAAACCUUACGGGCGCGCUGUUGAAGCGGAUCGAGGAAUUGAAGGAUGAGCGGUCUUCUUCGACACUGAAUAUGCUUGCCAAGACAAAAGUUGACUCUAUCGCUCUUGGCGCAGAAGCGGCAGAUGAAUCCUCCCCUGACUUCUCACAAUGGCCCAUACUAUCCACCUCGUCCGGCCAAAACUUCGCUGCUCGCCUCUUGGUCGGCGCAGAUGGCGCAAAUAGCCCUGUCCGACGCUUCGCAGACAUACCCUCACCCGGCUGGGACUACAACCAACACGGCGUAGUCGCCACCCUGAACCUCGACCGCGACCUCAACGCCUCCGAACUCCGAACGGCCUACCAACGCUUCCUCCCAACUGGUCCAGUAGCACUUUUACCCCUCCCAGGCAAAAAAGCCAGUCUCGUAUGGUCCACCUCACCGGCUCACGCCACGGCCCUGAAAGCCCUCGCACCAGAAGAAUUUACAGCAGCAGUAAACGCUGCGUUCCGUUUAAUGCCUGUAGACAUUAAUCACAUGCUCUCAGCAUCAUCAGACUCCACCCCAACCUCCGAGCUCUCCUGGCGCGAACCCGCCACCCCACCAACUUCUACAGGCCUGCCUACCAACUUCCCUCGCAUUCAAAGUCUCCAACAAGGCAGCUUAGCAUCCUUCCCUCUCCGUCUCCGCCACGCCAGCACCUACACAGGCCACCGCGUAGCCCUGAUAGGCGACGCAGCCCAUACAAUUCACCCACUAGCCGGGCAAGGUCUGAACCUCGGACUCGCUGACUCCGAGGCCCUGGCCAAGCAGCUCGUCUACGGUGUGGAGCACGGGAUGGAUAUUGGAUCUUCUUGGUGUCUUGAUGGGUAUAAUAGUGAGCGGUGGGCGAAGAAUAAUGCUGUGCUAGGGGUGGUGGAUAAGUUGGAGAAGAUUUAUAGCGCGGGUUCGGGGCCGGUGGUUUGGGGUAGGAGUGCAGGGGUUGAGGUGCUGGAAAGAUUGGGGUGGGUGAAGGGGUUGAUUAGUGGGGCGGCUGCUGGGAGGGGUUGA
Molecule: messenger RNA, 1545 nt
Organism: Recurvomyces mirabilis
Lineage: Eukaryota; Fungi; Ascomycota; Dothideomycetes; Mycosphaerellales; Teratosphaeriaceae
Gene: COQ6
Product: putative ubiquinone biosynthesis monooxygenase
Exons: 1
Coding region: 1-1545 (514 amino acids)
Biological process (GO): ubiquinone biosynthetic process
Cellular component (GO): mitochondrion
Molecular function (GO): 2-octaprenyl-6-methoxyphenol hydroxylase activity; FAD binding; oxidoreductase activity, acting on paired donors, with incorporation or reduction of molecular oxygen, NAD(P)H as one donor, and incorporation of one atom of oxygen
Source: RefSeq, a predicted model, not a curated record